AUGGUUGCUGCUACCACGACGACGACAACAACGGCAACAAAGGCCAAAUCGGCCUCCAAAGCCGGCGCCAAUGCCAACCCCAAGCAAAAGACACAAAUGCAUCGGCGGUCCAGGACAGGAUGCUACACCUGCAGGUUACGGAGGAAAAAGUGCGACGAGGGCACGCCCAUGUGCACAGCUUGUAAGCAUCUAGGUCUGAAUUGCGAAUAUAAGCGGCCGAUGUGGUGGAGCAACAACGACAUGCGGAGGACGAAGAAGGACGAGAUCAAAAUGAUCAUCAAGCGCAAGAAGCUGUCGGAGAAGUCGACACAUACGCACACGACGCACACCAUCCAGACCUCGGUCGGGUCACCGCCAGGCCUCUCACACUCGCUCCCGACCUCGGCAACCUUCUCCGACCCGCUCGACCGCGCUCGAUCUGCCUCGAUUGACUCGCACUUCGGCUUCAACUUCAACAGCCCGCAGAGCUCGCACGAGUUCGGGACCUUCACGCCGGGGAUGCAUCCCGAGUUCAUGUUCUCGCCAUACUCACCAUACGAGAUCGACGUGAAGACCGAAAGGCAAAUGUUCAUCAACGACAUCCCGACGCUGCGCGAAUCCACGACGUCGACAUUCAGCACCUACGCCACCCCGCCGCCACCGGGCACCGUCCUGGGCCAAUUCCCUCUGGAAGGCGAAUGGACAGAACAGGUGUACUCGGAGCGGAGGGAGUCGUUGAGGGAGGAGACGCUGAACGUGAACUUCUUUGACUUCUCGCACGGGCCGUCCACGGCGUCGAGGCAGGUGGCCAUUGAGCUUGACGAAGGCGACCAGCGGCUGCUCGACCACUUUAUUCAGUUUGUACUACCUACCAUCUUCCCGAUCCUCGAGUCAAACCAGCACGGAUCCGUCAGCUCGGAUCUCAUCCUUCCCGCUCUGCAGAACAACAAAGGCUACCUACACUGUUGCCUGAGCAUCGCCGCGCAGCACUACAAGGCGGCCAUGGGGCUGCAGGGCGACGAGAUCGACGGCGACAUCAUGCGCCACCGGUACGCGACCAUCUCUGCGCUAUGCGAUGCGCUCAACAAGGACGAGAACCACCAGCAGAUUCUCGAGGCCGCGUUGGGUCUCAUCUUCUUCCAGUGCGGCGUCGGCCGCUUCGACGACUCGCUCCCGGACAUCCCCUGGCACCAGCACUUCCUGGCCGUGGUUUCGCUCGUCCAGAAGCUCGACCUGCCGCGCAUCGUGUCGGACCCGACCGAGCCGCUGACCCAGACGCCCUUCAACAUGACUCUGACCGCGUGGAUCGACAUACUCGGGGCCACCAUGCAGGGCUGUGCGCCGACGUUCGCGCACACGUACCGCGAGAAGCACCUGUCGCCGACCAACCCGUCGCUCGGGCUGCGCGAGCUCAUGGGCUGCGAGGACCGCGUUAUGUACCUCAUCUCGGAGAUUGCCUGCCUCGAGGCGCUUAAGAAGGACGGCAUGGACGACAUCACGCUCUGCCAGCACGUGCACGUACUGGGCGACCAGAUCGGCUUGACCGAGAUGGGCGAGGGCGCGCCCGUGCUGCCCUUCAACGCGAACGGCUCGCUGUCGCCCAAGCAGCUCACCAAGAACAUCACGGCCGCCUUCCGCCUCGCCGCCCGCAUCUACCUGUGCAGCCUCGUGCCGGGCUUCUCCCCGGCGCAGACGAGCUGCGUCGGCCUGGUCGAGAAGCUCACCUCGGUCCUGCAGCACAUCCCCUCCGGCCCGAGCGCCAACGGCUUCGACCGCUCGCUGAGCUGGGUCUAUCUUAUUGGCGGCUCGGUCAGCCAGCCGACGUCGUCGUUCCGCGCCUUCUUUGAGGACCGCGUCGCGCAGCUGGGCGACCUCGCCCACUUUGGCAGCUUCGGCCGCGUCGCGUGCCUGCUGCGCGAGGUCUGGCUUCAGAACGAUGCUCUCAGCCAGCAGCCGCAGCAGCCGGCGGCGUCGUCCUCCUCUGGGAAAUCGUCAUCACCACAGGAGGCUCCACAACCACCGCAGCGGCAGCAGCAGUUCAUCCACUGGCGGGAUGUCAUGCACAUGAAGGGGUGGGAUUACUUGCUCAUUUAA
Molecule: messenger RNA, 2073 nt
Organism: Parathielavia appendiculata
Lineage: Eukaryota; Fungi; Ascomycota; Sordariomycetes; Sordariales; Chaetomiaceae
Exons: 2
Coding region: 1-2073 (690 amino acids)
Biological process (GO): regulation of DNA-templated transcription
Molecular function (GO): zinc ion binding; DNA-binding transcription factor activity, RNA polymerase II-specific
Source: RefSeq, a predicted model, not a curated record